AAUUGUCGCCGUAACACAAGUAGGGCUACUUUUGCACUAUAAAAACAAGGCUAAAGAAAAUAUCUCCUUCCCAUUCUCUCUUUCGUUAAACCCUAAACUUCCCCUUAGGGUUUUGCAGUCUCCUCUUGCUGCUUUCCCCUUAUUAAACCCUUUCCGUUCCUUUUUUGCACAAUCAAAGGCUCGAAAUGGGUAAAUCUGCUAAGAAGUCCGCCACCAAGGUUGAUGCUGCUGUAGUUGCUCCCACCAAACCCUUGAAGAAAGGGAAGAGAGAAGCUGAGGCUGAAAUUGAGAAGAUAGUGAGUGCAAAGAAGCAGAAGAAAGACGUGGCUGUAGCACAAGCUGUUGAGAAAAAAAAGAGUGAUACAAAGACUCAAAAGAAAAAGAAACAAGAAAGCAGCUCCUCUGACGAUAGUUCUGAGUCAGAAGACGAGAAGCCUACUAAAGCAGUGGCGCCUCCUAAGAAAGUGGCUCCUGCCAAAAAUGGAAAAUUAGCCAGCAGUUCAGAUGAUUCAGAUUCUUCAGACGAGGAUGAAGCUCCUCCUCCUAAGAAAGUUGUUGCAGCUUCAGCUAAGAAUGGUGUAGCUGCUAAGAAGAAAGAUGAGUCAAGUGAUGAUUCUAGUUCAGAGGAUGAUAGCAGCUCUGAGGAAGAUGUACCUGCAGCCAAGAAACCUGCUGCUAAUGGCUCUGCUGCAGUUUCUAAGAAAGAUGAGUCAAGUGAUGAGUCUAGUUCUGAGGAUGAUAGCAGCUCUGAGGAUGAUGCUGUUGCUAAGAAGGCUGCACCUAAAAAGGGUCUUGCUGCUGCUGCCUCCAAGAAGGAAGAAUCCAGUGAUGACUCCAGUUCAGAUGAUGAUGAACCUGCCUCUAAGGUAGCUGCUGCUCAACCAGCAAAAGCUCCUCAAGCUGCAAAGAAGACUGGUGACAGCUCAGAGGAAACCGAUUCUGAUGAAGAUGAUUCUGAUUCUGAUGCAGACAAGGGAAAGACUGCUGCUGUAUCUAAAAAGAAGGUUGAGUCUAGCAGCGACAGCUCUGAUGAAGAAUCUGAAGAAAGUGAUGAAGAAGAGUCUCAAAAGAAGAAGAUCAAGCCCUCUAGCGCUCCAGCUGUCUCCAAGAAGGAGAGUAGUUCUGAGGAAUCUUCUGAGGAAGACGAGUCUGAAGAAGAAGAGGAUGAGAAACCAUCCAAAACUCCCAAGAAGGAUGCUGAUGUGGAAAUGGUCGAUGCUGAUUCCUCUAAAGCUCAAAAGACCCCUAUUACCCCUAAAGCUCAGACUCCAGGGUCAAAAACAUUGUUUGUUGGAAAUCUAUCCUAUUCUGUUGAACAGGCCGAUGUGGAGAAUUUCUUCAAAGAUGCUGGGGAAGUUCAGGAAGUGCGCUUUUCUACACAUGAAGAUGGUUCUUUUAAGGGCUAUGGUCAUGUUGAAUUUGUAACUGCUGAAGCUGCACAGAAGGCACUUGAACUAAAUGGACAAGACCUCUUGGGCCGUGCUGUGAGAUUAGACCUGGCUCGAGAGAGGGGAGAGUAUACACCACGAACUGGGAGAGAAGAAAACUCAUUCCAGAGGCAAGGUAGAAGUGAAGGAACAACAAUUUUUGUUAGGGGUUUUGACAAAAAUGAGGCCGAAGACCAGAUUAGGAGUUCACUUGAGGAGCAUUUUGCAUCUUGUGGUAAGAUCUUUAAAACAAGAAUUCCUACAGACCCAGAAGGCUAUAUUAAAGGGAUGGCUUAUAUUGAGUUUGCAAAUGGUGAUAGUGAUGCUUUGAACAAAGCCCUGGAACUCGAUGGAUCAGAAGUCGGAGGUUAUAACUUGACAGUGCAAGAGGCAAAACCAAGGGGUGAUAGUUCUGGUGGAGGCAGAGGUUUUGGUGGUAGAAGUGGUGGUAGGGGAGGUGGUAGAGAUAGUGGUGGCCGGUUUGGUGGCCGCGGUGGUGGUGGACGCUUUAGUGGUGGUGGUCGUAGUGGUGGCGGUGGCGGCCGUUUUGGUGGUGGUGGCCGUUUUGGUGGUGGAGGCAGAGGACGAGGAACUCCCAACAGGCCAAGCUUCACUCCAUCUGGUAAGAAGACAACCUUUAAUGAUGAGUAACUUCAAGUUCAAGAGUCCGACUUAUCAACUUCUCUCUCCUUAAUCUCUUAGUUUUGGUUUGGAAUAUUAUAAAUUUGUGAGUUAAGCAAGAACUUCGGAAUGUAGUAGUUAGUAUAAGAUUCAGUAUAAUUUUGUUUCCUCAAGUUAUUGUGUCAUUUAAACCAUUCAUUUUGGGUGGAAAGUGAGUUCUUCAUAUUCAGUGGUUGGUAGCAGACA
Nicotiana attenuata is the source of this 2294-nucleotide messenger RNA. RefSeq names its product nucleolin 1. Lineage: Eukaryota; Viridiplantae; Streptophyta; Magnoliopsida; Solanales; Solanaceae. The record is from RefSeq and is a predicted model, not a curated record. Bases 186 to 2078 code for a protein of 630 amino acids. Gene Ontology annotation, molecular function: RNA binding. The transcript has 16 exons.